ACUGUCAUAUUAUUAAUUUCUCAAACAUUAAACGUUAUUUGUUUUGGGCGUGGUUUUUUUUUGUUUGUAGCAAACUAAAUAUUGAACGUGUUAAUGUAUGACUACAAAAUAUACUGCUUAUUAAGCUGAGGGAAUUUUAAGAUGGAACCACCUUUUGUUUUAUUAAUAAUUGCAGCUUUUUGUGCUAUAGAGUGUGCCCAUGGCCUGGAGUGUUAUGUGUGCACAAAUCAAGAUGCCAACUUAGGAAAGUGCCUCCAAACAAUUAAAACUUGUGAGCCUGGUGAUGACAUGUGUUUGUCGGAAACAAGUUGGGGAUCGGUGCCGUACUGGUCGCAAGGAGCGGAGAAGCAGUACUACAUCUCCAAGCGCUGUGCCAACAACAACACGUGCGUGCGCACGAGGAACAAGUACAUGGGCCUGUGCACGCACAUCUGGUACGAGGACUGGAAGUGCUCCGACUGCUGCCGGGGCGACAGGUGCAACUACUACGUCUUUCUGAGUGGCAGCCUGGCCCAGUCCAGCGCUGUCGUCUUGGGGCUGUGCGCGGCGUCUGUCGUGGCGAUGGGGCAACUGCUGUGGACCUAACGGCACGGCUCGACUCGGACGUCAACCAUCCACACGUGCAGUUGGUGGCUGCACCCACCUCUCGCAUGUUUUAUCUCAGUGCAGACGUAGACCACUUCCGUCCAAAAACUACCGUUAGGGUGGUUCACCGAUAUCUAAUGCUCAGUGUAGUGUCGUCUUUUUUUUUUUUUAAUCAGUGUUCAGGCAUAAAUCAAGCCGCUGCCUCGGGGAACUUUGUAGAACUUUAAUGAUUUUUUUUUAAUCAACUAAUGUUUAUAUAGUUAUGGAAACUUGUUCUUGUUGAGAAAAUGGUUUGGAUAUUUGAUUCUUAGGUUGUGUAUAGCCCAGUGAUCUCCAAUGUAAAUGGUACAGAUUUUAUCUGUCAAUCUGUUGAUGAUUUACUGGAAGGAGUGGUUCUGAAUAUGUUAAUAGUAUCAAUAGCCAGGAAAGAUUGAAAAGUCUUUUGUGGGAGUUCCGUGGACAUUAUUUAUUGAACUAACUCGGUAAAGUCUAGGCCAAACCCCCUUGAUGCCUGUGUUGUUUUAAUUUUCUCAUCGUCCAUGAUCGUACCUCUGAAUACACUGUACCGGAAGGCAAGGGUUGAUCACUAGGUGGCUCGAUUGCAGCUACGUGCACUGACUGACAAGGUUCUUUUGUACCAUCCUCAGAAAUAGGAUGGGACAUACAUGGCUGGCCAGCGUAUCUCAACCUUUGGGUUGAAUGUUUCAUCAUCAGUAAAACCAUUGCAAUCAUUAUCGUGGAAAUCAGUUGUCAAGAUCUAUUGUUUCCAAUGUGUAAGUUAAUAUGUAUUUGUAUUAUGCUUGGCAGCUUUAUUUGUCCACUACUUUUAGUGCUGGUUUCGUAUUAAAUUUAAUUUUUAAAAUAAGUGUUUUUUCAUGUAGAUCUGGAUGGUUCCAGAAGUCAAUGAAGGAGAGUCAAAAAUUCAUAAUGAUUAUUACCUUACAUGCAGUCACCCGCAUGUUCAAAUCUGUGAUGUCUGACUAUCACAAGCUUAAAACUUUUUAUUGUUAGCAAACCAUAACUACUUGAAAAUUAGGGUACUAAGGUCUCACUGAAAAUUAAAUGACCAAAUGACAUAAUUGGGGGGUUAAGAGUAGUGUUCUUCCUCUGAAUAUGUGUAUCUCCUGAGUUCCAACUUAUCCCAAAGAUUUUUAGAUCUGAUAAAAUUGUUAGCAUUGAGAUCUGUUCAAAUACCUUUACUUUUUGUUUUUCAUAUUUAGUGAUUUGUUUCGAAAGCUGUCUCGCAUGUAUGAGCACUCGUAGUGUUUUUUCUUUUAUUAUUAUAAUUAAAUGGCAGAGCCGUGAAGGAAUAAGGGUGUAGCAGCACUUAACGUAAAAUGAGAUUGAUAUCAUACAGGCAGGCCUGCCUAUAUCAGGGUUAAUUUAUAUGCAGUUGUGCCAAGUGAUGAACUGAUUAAGGAGUAUUUAUUAAUAGGAAAAUUCUAAAAGGAUUUUACAGUUAUCAACUAAAAUAUAGCACCGAGUACUGAUACUUUUGUUUGUAGACUUUGUAUACACAGAUUAUGUUUAAAAAGCAGGUUUUAAUAUUAGAACUGUAACAUUCAUGUUAGAUGCAUAGGCGUGCGCAGGACUUCAGUAUUGGUGGUGCCAGAUUACACAAAAGCCCUGUCAUUCACGGACUCCGAGCCUAAAGCGGGGGGGUCCGGGGGUCCUCCCCCGUAAAAAUUUGGAUUUGAAAGCACAAAAUGGUGCUGUUUAAGGUGUUUCCGAACAAAAACAUUAAAUACACAGAUGUAAAAAUUUUAACAUUUUUUAUGACAAAUUAUGGCUUUGAAUGUUAUAAUCACCAGGAAAACUACUAAACUAUUUACAGUUUUAAGCUUUGUUGAGCCAUAAAGUAAAUUGCACAAAUUGUUUGCACGGAAUUUAUGCUGGUGGCUUUGAAAAACCGUACUUAUAUGUUUUCUGAAGACGCCAAAUAAAUGCUAGAAAAAACAUUUUCAAAUGUUAAGUUUUAAAAUCAACAAAUGAAGGGAGUUUUUGUAACAUACCUAAAAUAUAUAAAAUAUUAAAAUAAUAAAAAUACACAAAUACACAAAUAAGAGUGGGAAAAAGUUUUAACUUUUGGAAUACAACAAAAAUGUUUUGUCGGCGACUGCAUAUAAGUCAUCGAGUAAGCCUAUCCUUUUAACUAACUAAACUCUCUCUCUUUUUUUAAAUAAACCUUGGCGGACGGCGGCUAUUAUUCCGUGCGCCUGCCGAGUGGAGUGAACAGUGGACACCGAGCGUGCAUUCUAUGUAAUUCGAGGAGAAUUAUGAGAAGUAUUUACAUUUCAGAAGUUUCGUAGCCGCGGCCCGCAUGUACCACACAAGUAAUUGCAACUGGCUUGUUUCCGUGUGUAUAGUUGGUUCAAUUGAUAAUUGAUAUACCGAUAGUGUUAUGAGCACAUAUCUGUAACUCUACACGAUUGGAAAACAUAUUUUUUUGGAAAUAAUACGGAUUUUUGUAAGUAUGUAUUAUUUCUGCUUGUAAAAAACAAAAUAACGUUAACCCUAAUGGUGGUGCCAAGGCACCUGUGGCACCUACCGUGUGCACGCCUAUGGUUAGAUGUAUAAAACUUUGCAAAUACAUAGAUUAAAUCUAUUCUUAAAUAUCUGAAAUAUUGUUAGAAUUUUUUAUAUUAACGUAACUGUGUAGUAUAGACACCAACUACAAAGUUUGUAUUUUUAUUUAUACAAAUUGGUUAUGCUGUUGUAAUCGUCCAUUAAAUGUGGCAGUUCUGGGGAUGUAACAUGUAUUACUGGUUCUGGUUGUAAUAAUUGUUUUAGCGUUUUACUGAAUAUCUUUAACUGUGUAAUACUUAAUUUUAAAAUGUGCUGCUUCUGCAGAUUAAACAACAUUUAUAUUUUAUUGACCUCGUGAAAGAAUGAUGUAUGUGAUGCAAGAAUUUUAGGAAGCAUGAAUUUUGUAUGCAAAAAUUACAUUCCACUUUUUUAAUGCCACGUGCAGUUUCAUUUUUCUUUAAUGGUUCAACUGAUGAUCAAGUAUACUUGCUGUAGGUAUUUGUGUUAAUUAAAUUCAGAUAAUCUUGUUUAUGUAAGUCAAUUUCUGUUUUUAUAUUUUAAUUUUUACAUUGUUCAUGUACAAAAAAGUUUUUUAUAAGCUUCAAAUUAAAAUUUGUGCCUUACCUCAUUGUGUUUUUAAUUUGUAUUUUAAUUCUAUAAGCACUAGUUUUUUCUUUCAUCAUCUUCAUCUUCAUUGUCAAUUCUAAACCACAUGUUUCUCUAAAAUAAAUUUGGAAGUUAAUAUUGUAGCUUAGAAUCAGAAGUAUCUAAAUGUUUGCUGAUUUGUCACAUGUUUAAUUGGCAACAUUAAUUGAUAGUACUGUGUAUCUACUAUAAACGUUCUAAAACCACUUUCCACUUUGUAAGAAACCAAGAGAGACAUUGCUUAAUACAUUUCAGGUUUGCAUUUUGCCCUCUGCUCCCAUUCAUGAAAGAAAAAAAAAAUUAAAAACAAGUAACUGAUUACACAGUUUGUAAUACAGAUGACCUGCUGGUGAUUCAGAAUGUAACAAGAUCCCAUCCAAAUUUUCCUGGAUUGUAAUAAACUUUAUACUAUCAACACAGCCAGCAUGCUGAAAAUAACAAAUGCAGAAUAGAGGUCAUUAAAAAUUACCAUAAAUUUGUAGAGCAGUAAAAUUAGGUUUCGGUAAAAAAAUAAUUCAUUAUAGGUAAUUUUGGUAUUGUGAAUUUCAAACGAAUAAAAUUCUGUUACUGUACACAUCUUAAGUGAUCUAUUGAACCUGUAUGGCAACAGAGGUUUUCGAAAUACCCAUGGCCAUAAGAGCUGUCAGGUUUAAUUCUCUAGAGUACACUAGAACCCCAGAUUUAACGAAGCAGCUAUUUUACGAAUACACUCUCAGGAACCGUCGAAAAAUUGGAAAUUUUGACUCCCAGAAUAUAAAUAAUCAGAAUAAAUUUGAAAUAAAUCAAUCGCAAUGAAAGCUUAUAAAAAUAUAUAUUUUUGAAUGCACUGUGUAUAUUAUGUGUGGGUGUUAAUACUCUUGAUUGUGUUCCAAAAAGAACAAAA
Molecule: messenger RNA, 4639 nt
Organism: Bacillus rossius redtenbacheri
Lineage: Eukaryota; Metazoa; Arthropoda; Insecta; Phasmatodea; Bacillidae
Exons: 4
Coding region: 142-585 (147 amino acids)
Source: RefSeq, a predicted model, not a curated record